This is a messenger RNA of Fukomys damarensis (Damara mole-rat), 3886 nucleotides long. It is a transcript of the gene Armcx3, whose product is annotated as armadillo repeat containing X-linked 3. Lineage: Eukaryota; Metazoa; Chordata; Mammalia; Rodentia; Bathyergidae. Gene Ontology annotation, molecular function: protein binding. The transcript is spliced from 4 exons. The record is from RefSeq and is a predicted model, not a curated record. The coding region runs from base 1176 to 2315 and encodes 379 amino acids. Gene Ontology annotation, cellular component: mitochondrion.
GGAUGACGUAGAUCUCACGUGACCAAGAGCUGACGUGUGCAGAAGUCCUUCUUGUCCUGGUCGUUGUUCCCAUCUGAGUACCAGCUCCCAUUGCCCAGAGGGCGGGUGGGAUUGUGGCCAAGGGAAAAAGGAGGGGAAGGCAAUUUUCUCGGAUUCCUGCAGGUCAGUGCCUGGGAGAGUCCACAAAGUGGGGGUCGCGGAGGGUGUAGGGCGGAGACCGUCGCGGGUCCUGAGCGCCUCUGUGGACUCUUCCACUCUCUGCCCGCUUUCCAAGAUAUUUGUCCCGCCCGUAGCCCGUUUCAGUGCUGCGAAACGGUGAGCUGGGGGUGUUUGGGGGAGGAAUCCAGAAAUAAGGAGAUGGAAAUUCUUCUGGGAGCCAAGGCCCUCAGUUUGGAAAAGGAGAUGUGGCCUGGCUUUUGGCCCCUAGUCUACCGGGACAGUCCUGGCGGGGAAAGGCUGGACAUGGGGGCGGGGGAGGUGAGGGGCAUUGUGAUGUGUCAGCAGAACCCCAGAGAGUAACUGGGGUGGGAAACCUUUGACAACGAGGCCUCCGAAUUAGGAAAGAGUUUCGUUCUCUGGGGGACUAGUCCGUCCACCAAGCACUCUGUAGCGUAUCGCCUGUUUUCCGUCUUUCCGACCAUGGCUCUGUGGCUGGAGGGGUCCAAGCCUCUCCCGGGUGGCCAGUCUUUCUGUAGGUUGCGGCACAACGCCAGGCAAGAGAAGAAGAAGGAAAUUAACCCCUAUCGGUGAAGGUUGAUUUGAAGGUCUGCUGUAGCAGGUGGCCCUGCUUGGAGAGAGGGAGGAAGUUUCCCAGGAUCUUUGGAGACUAGGGCACGUGCACGUUUUAGAUGGCAUAGUGAUGCUAAAUAAGAAAAAUCUGACAACCUGGAUGGUGAUUCAGGAAAGCAACAAAAAUGCACAAUCAAGCCUUCAGUUCUCACUGACUCUGGUCUUUCUGCAGAUUGGAAAAAUUGUUGGGCGUGGCACACCUUCAGGGAAGGGAAGAAGGGGCAAAGUGCCUGUAUGAAGGAGGUCCACCUCCAGAAUCAGCUGUUGUGACCAGGAAGUGCCUGAAGAUCAACUUCUGUAGCCCUAUCUCCAGGCCUACAGCCCUCUUCCCCCAUCCUGAGUGACUACUCUAUUCCUUUGUCCCUGAUCUUGUCAGGGACGAUUGCAUGGGCUACACCAGGAAAGUAGGCUGGGUGACUGCGGGCCUAGUGAUUGGGGCUGGUGCCUGCUAUUGCAUUUAUAGAUUGACCCGAGGAAGAAAACAGAACAAGGAGAAAAUGGCUGAGGGUGGAUCUGGGGAUGUCGAUGAUGCUGGGGACUGUUCUGGGGCCAGGUAUAAUGACUGGUCUGAUGACGAUGGUGACACUAAUGAUAGCAAGAGCAUAGUAUGGUAUCCACCUUGGGCUCGGAUUGGAACUGAAGCAGGAACCAGAGCUAGAGCCAGGGCAAGGGCCAGGGCUACCAGGGCACGUCGGGCUGUCCAGAAACGGGCUUCCCCUAAUUCAGAUGAUACUAUUUUGUCCCCUCAAGAACUACAAAAAGUUCUUUGUUUGGUUGAGAUGUCUGAAAAGCCUUAUAUUCUUGAAGCAGCUUUAAUUGCUCUGGGUAACAAUGCUGCUUAUGCAUUUAACAGAGAUAUUAUUCGUGAUCUGGGUGGUCUUCCAAUUGUUGCGAAGAUUCUCAAUACUCGGGAUCCUAUUGUUAAGGAAAAGGCUUUAAUUGUCCUAAACAACCUGAGUGUGAAUGCUGAAAAUCAACGCAGGCUUAAGAUAUACAUGAAUCAAGUGUGUGAUGACACAAUCACUUCUCGCUUGAACUCAUCUGUGCAGCUGGCUGGACUGAGAUUGCUUACAAAUAUGACUGUUACUAAUGAGUAUCAGCACAUGCUUGCUAAUUCCAUUUCAGACUUUUUCCGCUUAUUUUCAGCUGGAAACGAAGAAACUAAACUUCAGGUUUUGAAACUCCUUUUGAAUUUGGCUGAAAAUCCAGCUAUGACUAGAGAACUGCUCAGGGCCCAAGUACCAUCAUCACUGGGUUCCCUCUUUAACAAGAAGGAGAACAAAGAGGUUAUUCUUAAACUUCUCGUUGUUUUUGAGAAUCUAAAUGACAAUUUCAGAUGGGAAGAAAAUGAACCUACUCAGAAUCAGUUUGGUGAAGGUUCACUCUUUUUCUUUUUAAAAGAAUUUCAAGUGUGUGCUGAUAAGGUUCUGGGAAUAGAAGGUCACCACGAUUUUUUGGUGAAAGUAAAAGUUGGAAAAUUCAUGGCCAAACUGGCUGAGCAUAUGUUCCCAAAGAUCCAGGAAUAACUUCUUGACUUCAUAGUUUAGAAGCAGCAUACAUUGUAAACUAUUCCUUUUCUCAACUUUGUAUGUUGGAGGAAUCUGUUCAGUUGCUAAGUUAGAGUAAUGAGUGUUAUAUUGUAUCAUCAGUGCUGAUAUUUAACCAGGUUGGUUUUUGGGUCUAAGCUGGAUGAAUAUCAUUACUUGUUCUGAAAAUGUCUGUUGCUUUUUAUCUUGCUGCCUAGAUUGAAAUAUUCUUACUAUUUCCUCUGCAUAAGUGACAGUGACAAUUAGUCCUAAGUAAGUUCUCUUCUGUCAUUUGCAUUGAUUUCAUUUGUGUAUCAUCAAUAAAGUUGUGUGUUAAUGCUGGAAAGAAAAAAAAAAGAAAGAAGAAAGAAAUCAUCCUUGUCCUUUGGUUUAUAAUCUAAUUGGAGAAAUAAGGAAUAUACAAAUCAAAAGAUAACCGACAAUAUCUGGAGCAUACACUUAUUGUCAGAUGUGUGCUUUCAGAGCACAGAGGAGACAAAGGCCUCUGUGGGGUGCGAGAGUUAGCUAAAGCUUCAUGGAGAAAGCAGCCAUUGAAAGUGAGCCCUGAAUGCAGUAGGGUAGUUAGGACAUUCCAUGAGAAGGAGAAACAGUGUGAGAAAGCUACCAAGGUAUGUACCUUCUUCCUGUGACAGGAGAACAGUCUGCCUAGAGUGGAGUGUGUGGAAUAGGAGUAAAUAAAUUAGGAGCUGGGUGAAUCCAGUUGUGGAAAUAUACUGUCUUAUUGAAUACUCAGAUACACUAAAUAUUUUUAACUAGAAAAUGAAUGGGCUCCUUAGAAAUGUCCUGCUUACUCUCCCGCUACACAGUGUCAAUUAGGCUAUGGAGAAACCAACCCUCUGAAACCCUGGUGGUAGCCAUUUGGUCAUACAUAUCAUAUGCCUUAAAAUAUGUAAGCCUUGUGUCCUAAGAGAUUUGAUUGGUCAAAGUUCGUAUGCAUAAAGCUAUUCACCUCAGCAGUAAGGUACCAAAAGUUGAAAACAAUUAAAGUGUCUGUCAUACUGUAUUGGUUAAAUAAAGGUAUGUUCACACAGUAUGAUAUGAUAAAUAUGCUGAUGGAAAUGUACUUUGCUAGGAAAGUAUAUUCAUCAUGCAUUAAGUGGAAAAGGUAAGUUAGAUAUAGCAGUGUUCAUAGUAUGAUUCCAUUUUGGGGGAUAGGAAAUCAUGUUUAUAAAGACACUAAAAACUAGAGGUACAUAGAAACAAUAGUUAUCUUUGGGUGGAAAGAUAAUUAGUGAACUUUACUUAUUUGCUUUUUAUUUAUCUGUGUUCUUAUCUAAAAUGAAUGUUGAAUUCUAGGACAUUUUUGAAAAAAGAAAAGUAUUUUGGAAUGAAGCAGGUAACUGAUUUAAAAUGAUACUGAAUGGAAAAAAUUAGAUUAAAGUGAGGGGUUGAAGUGGUUAAGGUGAAGUUUAUCAUGAGGAUUAAAUGAGAUAACAUAUGCAAAAUACCUGCAAUAUUCUAUCACAUAGUAAAGAAAAGUGAGAAUCCUUAAGUACUCAGAAUUUGUUUGCUGGAGCAUUCUUCGAUAUUUCAGUGUCAUUUAAUAAAUA